UCUCUCCCACAACUCUACUCGGCAACUGCAUAGCUGGUUGCGAUCAACCCAGCUGUCAAAAUUCUGGGUGCUGUGUGCGCUUGGCUUUAUACCCUCUAUCUUCUAUCUUUUUUGUACAGAUUCAGACGCUUUAUUGCUACAGCUCUGAGACUAUCUCGAUCAGGUAUAUAGGCUCAGCGGUUCAGAUACGACUUUUUUUUUUUUAAAAAAAAUGGCAUCGUUAGAAGCUCUGCCGCAAAAUCUGUUCAACCAGAUCGCCAUCGAGUUGGAGGCAGCCGAUCUGACCACCCUUGCUCUCGCGAGCCGCAGGCUUCAUAGAUUGGCCAGCUGCGACGAGCUGUGGAUCGAAAAGAUCUCUGCCGACUUUGGCAACCGCACGACUGUCAUUGAUCUGCUGGCUGAUGCCGGCGUCAAUAUCACCGAGCUCGUGACUAACAACCCCAAGAUCACGCCCUGGCAGCUACCAAAGGACUGUCAGCAGGCCGACGACAGCGACAGCGAAAUGGAUGAAUCCGAAUCCGAAUCCGAAUCCGACUCAUACUCCUACACAGGCAGCGGGCUGCGCUGCUACCGCGAUCGCUUUAUCAAGGUGUUCCCGACGUCCAGCGACGAGCUGGUCAACAACACGAAGCGUGCAGAGGCAAUCCUCGACGAGACCAAGCAGCUUCUGCGUGCAGGGCCUGAUGCCGGCAUCGAGAUGUUUGCCGAGGCCGCAUACCGCUUAAUGCUUGUGCAAGAAUACUUCCCCAACUCGGCCGAGUGCUACUAUCUGUGGGCGCUGAUCUGCUUCAUGCUCAACGACUUCAAGCCUUCGCUCAGCCUUCUCGAGAUUGGCCACAUCAUAAACAGCGACUUUGCGCCCAUCAAGGAGCUCACCGCAGAAGUGCGCUCUAUUAUGGAUGGCGCGUAUGGAUCUGGUAGCGACGCCCCAUUGCUCAAUGCGUCUGGCUCCGGCCCGAGCCCACAGCUGGCAAAGGUCCUCGCCAUUAUGUUCCAGCGUCUCGACUCUGAUCGUGACGGCGUGCUGAGCGCGUCCGAGCUGUCAAACAUGGUCAAGAUUACCAACGGCCAGUCGCCCUCAGCUGCCACGAUUUCCCAGAUCGUCCGAGCCUUUGGCGGCCAGGUCCAAACAAAGAGCGGCCGGAAAAUCGCAGGCUGGGACCUCAACUCACUCAUAAACUUUUACGUUGCUCAGACCUUGGACGAUCCCCAGGAAACUCGCGGCGACCUUUCCAAGUUUGGAUUCAACCCGCGGACACUGAAAGCAGAGUGACGUAUCGUCACAAAUGUCAGCAUCAUUUCAAUAGUUUACAACAAAAUACGUCAAUUAAACCAAU
Kickxella alabastrina is the source of this 1337-nucleotide messenger RNA. RefSeq lists its product as uncharacterized. Gene Ontology annotation, molecular function: calcium ion binding; protein binding. The coding region runs from base 212 to 1273 and encodes 353 amino acids. NCBI's taxonomy places the organism in Eukaryota, Fungi, Kickxellomycota, Kickxellomycetes, Kickxellales, Kickxellaceae. The transcript has a single exon. The record is from RefSeq and is a predicted model, not a curated record.